Messenger RNA from Porites lobata, 5199 nucleotides. NCBI's taxonomy places the organism in Eukaryota, Metazoa, Cnidaria, Anthozoa, Scleractinia, Poritidae. The record is from the annotation of a GenBank genome assembly.
AUGCUUGUUAUGUUAGUAAAACCAGCCGACAUUUCUCCACACGAGUGCGCGAGCACUUUCUUUCCGACAGGUCUUCGAACGUUUUUAGACAUCUGCAGAGUUCAGAGUCUUGUCGAAUAUCCUGCGCACCGGAUUGCUUCGAGAUCCUGGACUCUUCAGGUACUGCAGGUUAAGGAGUCUGUGUUCAUAAAAUGGGAGAAAGCCGACCUCAACCAGCAGGUAAAAGACAUAAACCUGACUCUCUCCCUGUCACGUGGCUAAGCGGCACUAAUUUAAACUUUGUAGUACGCAAUAUUACCAACAAAAUGUAACGAACUUUGUAACAUCGCGGCGAAUUCAAAAUAUGUAACACUGAAGAUGACGGGUGUACCGUCGAAACAUGUUUGGUAAAUUAAAGAAGGUUGUUAUGUUUGUACGGCUAUCUAUAUUGUUGCUGCUAUCUAGACCUUUUGGAUCAAUGACCAAUACCAAGUCAAACACAGAUAGUAUAUGCCUUAGACUCUUUAGCUAGUUUUAAAAUGUGACAUUUGACAUCGGUUUACAUGUAGAGCAUGUGUGGACCGUCGCCGGGCGAACGCUGACGUCACAACAAAAAUUUCUCGGAUGGAUAGAUUACCAAAUUUUCUUAGCAAUGAGGCUCCGCUCCCGCGCGCGUGGAGCUCCGCUUAAAACGUUAUCAAAGUGUUUGAACAUGCUACCAGUCAUACACCACUUAUAUAGCUAUUAUUAUUAGUAAGUGACAUUAUUAUUUUUCUGGCUUAUAGCACAUGUCGUACAUCUUGCUGACUACCGAGACGGUUUUGGCUAAAGAGAUUGUGUAAAACUCUGUUACUGCAGGUGCGGAGGAGCCAGUGCACGCGUGAUUCAGCGACGAAUCAUGAGAACGCCCCAUUUUGUUACGGACUCCAUGCAACAGGCACAAGGGCUGUCGUCAUGGUUAAUUUCUCACUUCGAAGAACUCAAGUCAAAAGCCAGUGAAGUCAGCAAACACUGCAAGCUUAUAGGACUGGAACCUUGGUUUGUUGGUUAGUUUCAACAUUUUAGAAAUUACGAUCACUAGAAUUCGCCCAAGAUAAUUCUCAAGAAAUUUUGUUGUUGAGUUAUUGGGUUAUUUUUAAUCAUAAACAAGGUCAACGAAAUUACGUUGGUUAUAUAAUAAUCUGUUACAAUUAAAUGGGCCCGGCCGCACUAGGCAAAUUUUAUCUGUCCCACGCUUCCUCUAGACAAAUGACGGCAACCGGCGAGUUUCGCUUCCACAAAAUUUUGUCAAUUAUGAGUUCAUUUUGAAAUGCAUUAACGUAGAACCCAUGCCAUGGUAUAUAUGCGAUCUCGCCCAGAUUUCCACUCCAAAAAAGCUGCAUUCUCCAAUAGCAGAACAACGUUAAAUAUUGUAGCUGUACGAUUUGUAUUAGAAAAAAAAAAUCGAUAUUUUGGUUGGAACCGCAAACGGUCUGUCGCGUAGUUACUUGAUCACUCCUUGAUUUUCGUUGGAGCUCUUACCUUUCGUUUGUAUUGUUACGGUUAGGUCGCAAUCUGCUGAUGGAAUUUGUUUACGAUUCUGCUGAUGCCGCUGGACAAAAUGGUGUAACUAUAACCACCUGGCACGCAUGUCAGUGGGCUCUAAAACAGAUCGCCAAGGAGCAACCGGAUAUCAACAUUAGGGAGUUUUACAUUGAAACUAAGUUUAGUGGCGAUAAAAAUGCUGUAGCAAAAAAUUACAUAAAAGGUCGUGGACUUGAAGUUCAAGCUGAAGCUUAUGUCACGGAGUCUGUCCUGCAAAAUGUCUUGAAGGUACCUAGCAUAAUUUAUUUUACUCUAGAGGGUGUUGUUGAUAACUAGUCGCUCACCGUUGUAGUUAGUGUAUUAUAGAAUCUUAUAUGGAAUGUACACUAGUAUUCUGUACCCCCGUCAAUAAUAAAUGCUUUGCAAACUGAACGAGCUGAAUAAACUCUAUAUAUAAAUUUUAUCAUUCUAUCAUUCUUUUUUUUUUUAAAAAAAAAACUAUUAAAAUCCUAUUUACAAUUAAUUCGCUUAAAAAAAAAAAAAAAAAAAAACUAUUCAUUCAAAAACACUAUUUACAAUUUCUGUCGAUUUAAAAAGCACUUAAUUUAGCUUUAAAAAAAAAUUAAAACUAAGAAAAAUUUUUUUUUCGAAUUAAAAACAUUUCAUUUCAAUAAAAAAAAAACUGUCAACCUCUAAGAUUCAAAAGUUUCUUUCAACUUAAAAAAAAAAAAAAAAAAAAAUAGUAAUAAUAAUUGAAAUAAAAAGAUAUAUAUGAUAAAAAACGAUUAUCCGUUUAAUGGCUCCUUCAGCAACUUCGACGUCGAUAUCAACAUUCUUAAUGUUUUGGUUUCUGGUCCUAGAGCCUCGAAGGUCAUCAACAAAACUGUUGAGGUUCUGGUUCUGAAAUGGUUUUGCAUUUUGCUCCCCUUUUUGAUGGCAAUCAUUUAAGCAUAUUCCGCCAUUUAUGAAGAAGAAAUGUUCCAUGCUCGAUGUCCAGGACUCUCUCUGAAAGACGCUUUUCCGUUCUCAUGGAUACUUUUGUUGUGGCUCUAGGUCCCUAUACGAUACAGCAUUUGGGAUAAACAAAAAUGAAUAUAUUGUUAUCAGUUAAUAAAAACGAUUAUCGUUAAAUAGACCUCUUUAGCUCGUAUGUUUUGGUUUCCCAUCAAAAACGAGGUUAAGUAUUUACGCAUAAUUUAGCCUUUCCUGAUUUCAUUGGGAUAACAAAACUGAUUUUCCAAAACGAGGUUCUUAUUUGAUAUAAAUAAAAAUAAAACUCAUUUUCACAAGAAAGGUUGUGCACUUGGCCUCAUUUCGAAAGUGAGGGUUUUUGGAACUCGGAAGUGGCAUAUUAGUUGUUGUCCGGUCAUCACAAAGUUCACGGUUCAGUUCCAUGUCAAGCUUGGUUUUUGAGGUUCGCCCCAUGUAAGGAUAUCCGAGCCUUGGAUCCUGUAUUCCACGCCGUGAUUCCAGAUUCCAGGUACUGGAUUCUGGAGUCAGUGGAACUUGGAUUCCGGAUUCUGAUUGUUAGUGGGAUUCCUAAUUCCAAAGCCUAGGAUUCCGGUUCCACAACUCAAAUUUCCCAGAUUUGUGAUUCCACAAGACAAAAAUUUUAUCGGAGUCCGGAUUCCCUUACAUCGGGUGAAAUGGUCUUGUUCAACCGCUUUGAAUGGUUUUUCAUUCAGCUGUAAGGAUCGAUUACGUUUACGUUUAGUUCUCUUUCUCUUUAGCCGCAGUAUAUACAUUUGAUUUUUUUAGUCAUAUAUUCUUAGUUAACACUGUAAGCCCUUUAGCUUUGUAGCUAGUCAUUCACGUGGUGCACAACCACCAUGCUGAUCAAGGGAUGCACCUGGGCAGGAGAAACAAAGAGCUCACACCAUUUAGCAAGGUAAUUUCCCUUGUUUGUCUUCUCCCAGCGAGUUCCUUGCUCUCCAGCAUGGCGGUUUUGUCACAUGUGAGUGACCAUAGUUGCAAUGGUCCUAUUAUCAUCAUUUAUGUGUUUUUCGUUUUCAUUCAAGGUAGAUUCAUCUACAUUGUACAAGGCUUUCCAUGCUCUUCAAAUGGCAGCACAGAGAUCUGGCUCGUACGGUGUUAAUCAGUGUGUCAGUAAUACAAUUGCGGGCAUUUCUGCUGCCACAGGACAGGAUUUGGCGUCUGUCCAUGAGAGUUCCUGGGCUGUGUUUGACGUGACAGUGGAAAGAAACAUAAAAGUUGCAGGUGAAAGGCUUUGAAUAUGAUAAACAAAAUUCACAAAAAUUGUUCACGUAGGACAUGGUUAACAUGAUUUAUUAUUCAUUCAAAAUAUUUCCCCAAUUCUGAUUGAGGUUGAGUUGUUUUGGUUGUGAAAACAAAAAAUGGCGGACAUUUCACUCGUUUCAAGAGUAAGAACUAGGCGAAAUUAUAGCUAAAAACAUGGCAAGAACAGCAAGAACACAACUCAAGGGCGACAUCUGCUAUUUGGAGAAUAUUUGCAGAGCUGAACAACCCUAAACGUGUCCUAUCGAAGGUGAACUUAACAUCGAUGGAGGUAAGCAUGUGUUUGCUUUGUUUUAUUUCCAACUAGGAAUUAUUUUGAAUGAAUAAUAAAACAAUUAUUGAAUUCGUCUUUCGUAUCAUAUGAAGAAUUAUGGAGAUCUUGGAGGGUGUUAUCCGCCUCGGCCUACGGCCUCAACGGAUAACACCCUCCUCGAUCUCCAUAAUUCUUCAUAAGAUACUCAGCCUCAUUCAUUAAUUGUUAAUUAGUAUAAUUACAUUGAUGAUUAUCAAAAAAAUAGAGCGUUAUGAUUGGCUAGGAGCUUCGCUUCAUCCCGCUGUAAUCACCGCGCGGUGAUUAUAACAUUGAAAGCUAGCAGUUUUCAAAAUGGCAGCCAGAUUUUGUUGAUGUUUCGGAGUCGGAAAUUGAUCAAUAAUUUUAUUUUCUCGAAUAAUCAUCAAUGUAAUUAUACUAAAACAAUAAGUCGCCUCAGGCGACGCGAAUAUCGGCGGAUAGAGACUUUGGAAAAAUGUGGCAAUAGCGAGUACAAUAGACCUUAUUCACGAUACCCGCCAAUUUUGCACGCGCUUUAGGAUUGACGGGAUAAAAGCGAUCUCAGCGUAUUUUAAUUGCAGUCUAAAAUGUAGAUUAUUUUAAUGAAUGUGUAAAAAAAUCGUCACUAAUCCGCGCUCUCUUUUCCUAGCAGGUGUAGAGUCAAAUGAGGAAUAUGAACCUGGAAUAUACGCCAGCCUUGUUAUCCCUGCACUUCUUAUUGGAACCGUAGGAGGUGGAACAGGGACACCAACCGCAAAAGAAUCUCUAAACAUGAUAGGCUGUUUUGGAAAGGUAGGAAUCCUUUAUUUCUGCUUAUCUAUCAAUUCAUAGGAUUUCAGCGCAAAUAGAAUUGCCUGAACAAUCUGAGAAAAUAAACUCUUGGCUCAAAAAAAAACAUUCUUUAUCUCCUUACAGGGUCGUAUCUAUCGAUCUGCGGAAAUAAUUGCUUCAUUUGCGCUGGCCAUGGAACUCUCCACGCUAUCAGCUAUAGCCAGUGGCCAAUUUGCAAGUGCGCAUAACAGACUUGGAAGGAACAGACCAGAGUAAGCAAAAUAAAAGAAAAAAAGAAUCGUGUGAUCAUAAAACCCAAACCGCUACAUACUUUUUCAAACUCCACAAGCUAAAAAUAACUGAUUCAAAAUCGGUUUGAUGAUUUGCCGGGGCGAUUU